AUGCAGGAACUGUCUGUCCCUUGGCGAUCCGAGUUGACAUUUUCCUGUAGUGUUCUCCUUUCCGAUGCGAUUCGAUCCCGAACUCUGGAACAACGAGCAGGGGCCCCGACGCCGGGUGAGGCGUGGGCCGAAUAUGCCCGCAAGAAAGUGCUCUUGGAGGCUCAUGUCCCGACAGUCCAGCAUGUCAUGACAAUGGUGCUUCUUUGCGAGUACAGUAUCAAAGCGGACCAACAUGCGCUAGCCUUUACGCUCUCAGGCUCAUUAUUCCGAUCUCUUCGUCUUCUUGGGUUUGACACACCAUCGCGAUUUCCAGUAGCCUCGGACACGCCGAUUGACCUCACCAGGAUAACCUUGGCCGGUUUCAACUUUCCACUCGCCGAGGCGUUCUCCAACGCUCCCGUCGAGUUUCGAUCGGACUUGCAGAGGCGCUGCCGCCUCCACGCAAACGAAGUCUCCGGUAUCAUUGAGAAGGGCUUACUCCACGGCAACGCCGCUUUUGAUGAGCCCUUUUGCGCUAGUGUUGCCAUGGAAUCAGCCAAGAUCCAAAUCAUCUACUCUGCGACGGCGGAAAACUGCCCCCAGUCGGCGGAGACUACCAGACAUAACCUGAAGACGAACUUACGGCUAUUAGAGUUAUUGCAUGCUGGAAAAGAAGGUCGGAGUCCAUAUAUUCGGACCCUGCUACCCCUUUGCGCGGUUUUCGGGUUCCAAGACGUCGCGGAAGAAUGGGGAGGACUUACAUCUUCCGCCACCUACUCUGCAGAAGUUACCGGCGACGCUGCGAUAAAUCACUUGUCAAGCAUCGCUCCGUUCCGUCAGGCUCAGUCUGAGGUGAACGCCAAGCGGCAGAGAAUUGCGACUAAUAGUGCUGCCUCAUCGUCGCCGGACCCCACUGGGAAUACUGCCAUACCAGGUCAAAUGCAACAGCCCGUGCCGACUCAUACCUCUCGCGCGAACUUAGCCAUGCCUGCGAUGGAUCAGUGGAUGAACACCAGCUUUCCUAGAGAUCAAGGAAUAUCCCCGCCUCCCCGCAGCCCAAUAGCUACACAGCCUCCGACCGGCGGUGGCAAUAGCGCCGAAGGCUUGAGCAUGGGAGAAGAAGUCCAAGCAUCCUUGCAAAGUGCUUCUUUUCAAGGAGCACAACCAUCGAUGGAAGAUUAUAUCAGGACGGCAAAUGGCAUGUAUGAUUAUCUGACCUGGGAUGUGUCUGAAAUAUCCGAACUACCACCGUUUGUUACAUUUAAUCUCCCGUGCCAUCCGGACGGGUAA
This is a messenger RNA of Scedosporium apiospermum, 1269 nucleotides long. RefSeq lists its product as uncharacterized. The record is from RefSeq and is a predicted model, not a curated record. Bases 1 to 1269 code for a protein of 422 amino acids. The transcript is spliced from 5 exons. NCBI's taxonomy places the organism in Eukaryota, Fungi, Ascomycota, Sordariomycetes, Microascales, Microascaceae.